Effrenium voratum is the source of this 543-nucleotide messenger RNA. The record is from the annotation of a GenBank genome assembly. NCBI's taxonomy places the organism in Eukaryota, Dinophyceae, Suessiales, Symbiodiniaceae.
AUGCCAGAUCCGGACUUCUACCGCGAGGACUUGCCACGGCACCAAGCGAAGAACAGUGUGCCACCUCCUCGGGUCCGUCGCCCGGAGCGAGAGGGGCCAGGCGAGGAGAUGGACCCUCCGCGCAGUGCUCGGGAGACACGGAACCCCUCGCUGCCGCCCAUCGAGAAGGAGCGCUGCUGCGGCUUCGCCGGCCAUCCGGUGUUCUGCUGUCGCGCUGAGGGGAGCCGCGAUGGAAAGUCACGGCACCUGGUUCGCCUCGAGCGGCGCCCUGGGAGCGAGCGCCUGGGCUUUGGCAACGUGGCGGCGGGGCCGGCGACGAACCCGGUCCUUGUGAUCAGCUGGAUUCGAGAUGGCGCGUUGGCUGAGUGGAAUGAAAAAGCACCUGAAGGCUUGGCAGUGCCCGUGCAGUCCGCCAUAGUCUCUGUCAACGGCAUCUCCGGAGACCUGCAACGGAUGCGGGAAGCACUCAGAGCCCAGGUGGUGGACAUGGAGAUCAUGGCGCCUGAGCGGUGGAGGUACACGAAAGUUACGCGUUCAGCUUGA